Molecule: messenger RNA, 1687 nt
Organism: Macadamia integrifolia
Lineage: Eukaryota; Viridiplantae; Streptophyta; Magnoliopsida; Proteales; Proteaceae
Product: E3 ubiquitin-protein ligase BOI
Exons: 6
Coding region: 292-1317 (341 amino acids)
Molecular function (GO): ubiquitin-protein transferase activity
Source: RefSeq, a predicted model, not a curated record
GGAAAAAGGAAGAGAGUGGUGGGAGGGAGAGAGAGAGAUGAACGAUUCCAAAAUUUGGUGGUGUCCGACGCUACAACGGAGGUUUUUUUGGAUCUUCAGAACCGAAAGCGGUUUUGGUAACAGAAAAUUACUUAUUAUUGUCCAUCAAUAUCGAAUCGGAUUUCAAGAUCCGUGGCGAAAAGAAUAUUGUAGACUUCUGAUGGUUCUGAACCCUCGCAGUGGGAGGUAGAUUCUAUUGUUCUUCUCAUAAUCUUCUUCGGCACAUAAAAAUUUUCAGUUUUUACUAGGAAGAUGUUUGGUGGCGAUAAUGGUAAUACUGUCUUCCCUAGUUUCCUCGAGGACAACUGCUUCCAGUAUGACUGCAGUGCAGCUGAUGCCUCAACUCAGUUACAGUUGUUUGGGAACCUACCAGCUGGUUGUAGUGUUGAUCCAGUGAGCUGUGUUGGAAAUGAAAAUAUCACUCCUACGACGCGGCCAGCCAAACGAGGCAGGGAGGGAGAAGAUAUUCUAAGGCAGCAGAGGCUUCAAAUCUCCCUAAACACUAACUUUGUUCAAGAUGAGGCUGACCAGUCUCCUAGUUUUCCUAACCCAAACCCUGUAUCAACCGGGCUGAGGUUGUCAUACGAUGAUGAUGAAAGGAACUCCACUGUUACUUCCGCAAGUGGAAGUAUGGCAGCAGCCCUACCUGCCAUCUUAUCCCUUUGUGACAAUCUCCGAACUGAGAUCGAUAGGCAGACGGAGGAGUUCGACCACUAUAUUAGAGUUCAGGAACAACACCUUGCAAAAGGAGUAAGGGAUAUGAAGCAGAGACACGUGGCUUUGUUCCUGAGUAGAAUAGAGAAAGGAAUUGGCCGGAAGCUACGGGAGAAGGAGCUUGAGAUAGAGAACAUGAAUCAGAAAAACAGGGAAUUGAUUGAGAGAAUAAAGCAUGUGGCCAUGGAGGCGCAGUCCUGGCACUACAGGGCCAAGUACAAUGAGUCAGUGGUCAAUGUCUUGAAGGGCAACCUCAAGCAGGCCAUUGCAAAGGGUGCCGAUCAAGUGAAGGAAGGCUGUGGAGACAGUGAAGUAGAUGAUGCAGCCUCGUACAUCGAGUACAAUAACAGACCAGGUGUUCCAGGUGGGCUGGGUAACCCAGUCUCUAGAAACCGAGGAUUGAAGGAGCAGAUGAUUUGCAGAGCAUGCAAGUGCAAGGAGGUAUCCAUCUUGUUGUGGCCUUGUAGACAUCUUUGCUUAUGCAAGGAUUGCGAAGGGUUUAUCAAUGUCUGCCCUGUGUGCCAGUCCGUGAAGACCUCAGGUGUUCAGGUAUAUAUGUCCUGAGGAUGUAUCAAUAAUAUGUAGAAUUUCCAGAAGAAGAAAAAGAUUUAUUCAGAAGGAGUUUCUUUUUCUUUUGUUCUGGAGUUUGUGACUUCUAUCCAUGAAAGUGAAUUAUGUGGAGGAAUCACUUUGCGUUUCCAUGUAUUUUUAGCUUUGUCAAGGCAUAUCCACUUUAGUUUUGGACGUUGUUUCCAUUCAAUCCUAACUCCAUGGUUGAAGUGUAGAAGUUCUUGACAAGUCGGGCCUCCCAUCUGACACUCUGGAUGUGGUAACCGUUUCACAUAUUAUUGUACAAGAAAACAAAUAUCAUGCCCGUGAGCUGUAUGCAAAAUUAGAAAAUCCAUGAAGUACAGGUGAUGUUAUCCGUCUCCAA